Mycetomoellerius zeteki is the source of this 897-nucleotide messenger RNA. RefSeq names its product odorant receptor 63a-like. The coding region runs from base 1 to 897 and encodes 298 amino acids. Lineage: Eukaryota; Metazoa; Arthropoda; Insecta; Hymenoptera; Formicidae. Gene Ontology annotation, biological process: sensory perception of smell; detection of chemical stimulus involved in sensory perception of smell. The transcript has 5 exons. Gene Ontology annotation, cellular component: plasma membrane. The record is from RefSeq and is a predicted model, not a curated record. Gene Ontology annotation, molecular function: odorant binding; olfactory receptor activity.
AUGACAUCCGCAGUGGUAUCAGGCUGGCAUUCUAGUGAUCGGAUCAUCAUGAUCAGGAACGCCAAGUUCGGUCGGCGCCUCGUGUCGAUCUGCGCAUUCUUCAUGUAUGGCGGUGCCGUGUUCUACUAUCUUGCUCUGCCUUUUAGUAAAGACAAGAUUACGGAGAGUGAUGGAAACCUGACGUAUCGGCCACUGGUGUAUCCAGUCGCGCGUGUAAUUCUCGACGCGCGACAUAGUCCUAUCAGCGAGAUUCUCUUUUGGAUUCAGUGCCUGUCGGGUUUCAUAGCACACUCCAUCACUGCCGGUGCAUGCAGUUUAGCGGCCGUGUUCGCGAUGCAUGCCUAUGGCCGUUUGGAAAUCUUAAUACAAUGGAUCGAACAUCUAGUGGACGGUCGGGAAGAUUUUUGCGAUAACGUGGAUGAGAGAUUGGCAAUGAUUGUACAGCAGCACGUUCGAAUCUUACAUUUUAUAUCGCUAACGGACAAAGUAUUACGUGAAAUAUCUGUCGUGGAAAUUGUAGGGUGUACGUUAAAUAUGUGUUUUCUUGGAUAUUAUUCUCUUACGGAAUGGGAGACAAAAGAGACUGCAAGUUAUACAACAAGUUAUAUAACAUACAUUGUUCUGCUUAUAUCUCUUACGUUCAAUAUUUUUAUAUUUUGUUAUAUCGGUGAACUUGUUGCCAAAAAGUGCAAGAAAAUCGGUGAAGUAUCAUAUAUGAUCGAUUGGCAUCGUCUAUCAGAAAGAAAGGGUCUUGCCCUCGUAUUGAUAAUCGCUAUGUCCAAUUCAUCGAUUAAACUUACCGCUGGAAAUUUUUUCGAAUUGUCUCUCAGUACUUUUGGUGAUGUGGUUAAGACAUCUGUUGCUUAUUUAAAUAUGCUGCGUACAUUAACCGCAUAA